Saccostrea cuccullata (small rock oyster) is the source of this 742-nucleotide messenger RNA. RefSeq lists its product as uncharacterized. The record is from RefSeq and is a predicted model, not a curated record. The coding region runs from base 1 to 723 and encodes 240 amino acids. The transcript is spliced from 8 exons. Lineage: Eukaryota; Metazoa; Mollusca; Bivalvia; Ostreida; Ostreidae.
AUGUCUCAGCGCCUCUUUGUCAAGCAAAUCUACACAGACAUGCUGCUUUAUGACUUUAGACAUCACCAUCAACCACAGCCUGUUAUUGGGAAAAGAGAGACUAAUAUAGAUCGAGAACUAAGGGCACCGCAUCAUGAACACCAUCAUCACAUAGAGGAUGAAAUUUUGUUAAGGUUACCACAUGCAGUAUCGACUCAUCCCACAACCGCGCACACCACACACCCCACCCAUAAAGUUACCACCCCUACCACCACAACCACCAUUAAACCAACUACAACUACAGUGGCACCAUCUACCACAUCUCGGCCAAUUAUGUUAAAUAUUUCCAAUUCUUGUGAUCAUUUACUGUUUGUUCGUUCGCUGGCCAUCGGAAAACCUUUGGUGAGUUCUGAUGCAGGGAGGUGUACCGACCUAACAAACAGCCAAUCAGAAGCAUUGUUACUGGCCACGUGUGGAGCCGAACCGCCUAAAAUGUGGACACAAGGACAAAACGUGAUGCAGAACUGCAAUAGAAUCCCUAAAUUCACACCUAUUUCUACUUUCCUUUUCGGACAAUACGCAACAGACGGCACCGCCCUAUCAGGGGUGUUUAUCAAAUGCACGGCGGAGGGAUUCCAGAUGGCUGCUCAAAUUUGUGGCCACGGACCGCAGAUAUUCGAGUUGAGAUCUGAAGUAGGAAAAACCAGAGAAAAUGCCGACAGUUAUUAUAUUGUACAAUGGUGAGAUAAAAAAUAAAUUUUAA